AUGGAAGAGGUGGACGUCCAAAUGCGCUCACACCAUUCACCCGCGCCUUUGCAAGAGCUGCCGACGUGGGAGGAGGACUAUUCUCUGAUAGCCAGCACCGCGCGAGGCGCACUCUCCUUCGAACACGGCGCCUGGCGACUUCUCGCCACGUUCUCAACGCCCAGGCUACCCAAUGCGCUCAGCAAUGCGAUGGAGCUUGCGGCCAGCGGCAGACGAGCGCCCGUGCUUCCCGGGCGAGAUCGCCGACUCGCAAUUUCCGGCCUCCAUGCUCAUCAGGAUGACGACUGGAAACCUGCUUCGCGAAGUGGGAGUUCGAUGUUGGUCUGA
Molecule: messenger RNA, 327 nt
Organism: Peniophora sp. CBMAI 1063
Lineage: Eukaryota; Fungi; Basidiomycota; Agaricomycetes; Russulales; Peniophoraceae
Source: the annotation of a GenBank genome assembly